Miniopterus natalensis is the source of this 4204-nucleotide messenger RNA. RefSeq names its product E2F transcription factor 3 (gene E2F3). The record is from RefSeq and is a predicted model, not a curated record. Gene Ontology annotation, cellular component: RNA polymerase II transcription regulator complex. NCBI's taxonomy places the organism in Eukaryota, Metazoa, Chordata, Mammalia, Chiroptera, Miniopteridae. Gene Ontology annotation, molecular function: DNA-binding transcription factor activity, RNA polymerase II-specific; protein dimerization activity; RNA polymerase II cis-regulatory region sequence-specific DNA binding. Gene Ontology annotation, biological process: regulation of transcription by RNA polymerase II.
CUCCGGGCCCCUCUCCAGCCGGCCCCCCACCUCUCCCGGAGCCUGGCUGGAUUCGGAAAUGCCCUUACAGCAGCAGGCCAAGCGAAGGCUGGAGCUAGGAGAAAGCGGUCAUCAGUACCUCUCAGAUGGUUUAAAAACCCCCAAGGGCAAAGGGAGAGCUGCACUGCGAAGUCCUGACAGUCCCAAAACUCCAAAAUCUCCCUCAGAAAAAACACGGUAUGAUACAUCACUUGGUCUGCUCACCAAGAAGUUCAUUCAGCUACUGAGCCAGUCACCUGAUGGGGUCUUGGAUUUGAACAAGGCAGCAGAGGUGCUGAAAGUGCAAAAGAGAAGGAUCUAUGAUAUCACCAAUGUGCUGGAAGGCAUCCACCUCAUUAAGAAGAAGUCUAAAAACAACGUGCAAUGGAUGGGCUGCAGUCUGUCUGAGGAUGGGGGCAUGCUGGCCCAGUGUCAAGGCCUGUCAAAGGAAGUGACCGAGCUCAGUCAGGAAGAAAAGAAAUUAGAUGAACUGAUCCAAAGCUGCACCCUGGACCUCAAACUGUUAACCGAGGAUUCAGAGAAUCAAAGGUUAGCUUAUGUUACAUAUCAAGAUAUUCGAAAAAUUAGUGGCCUUAAAGACCAAACUGUUAUAGUUGUGAAAGCCCCUCCAGAAACAAGACUUGAAGUGCCUGACCCAGUAGAGAGCCUGCAAAUACACUUGGCAAGUACUCAAGGGCCCAUUGAGGUUUACUUGUGUCCAGAAGAGACUGAAACACAUAGUCCAAUGAAAACAAACAACCAAGACCACAAUGGGAAUAUCCCUAAACCCACUUCCAAAGACUUGGCUUCAACCAACUCAGGACAUAGUGAUUGCUCGAUUUCUAUGGCAAACCUUUCUCCUUUGGCCUCCCCAGCCAACCUUUUACAGCAGACUGAGGACCAAAUUCCUUCCAACCUCGAAGGACCAUUUGUGAACUUACUGCCUCCCCUGCUCCAAGAAGACUAUCUCCUAAGCCUCGGGGAGGAAGAAGGUAUCAGUGAUCUCUUCGAUGCUUAUGAUUUGGAAAAGCUCCCGCUGGUGGAAGACUUCAUGUGUAGUUGAUUAUGCUUUGUGAACUCCCCUUAUAAACCAAUAUUUUUUUAUUAAUGGAACCAGAACAUCAGUCAUGCAGUGUUGUCCCUUCCUACCUUCUUCCUCCAAGAUAGUAUCAUGAAGUAAACUACAAACUUCAGAACAAAGCUGACAUUUUAAUGGAAUUUUUUAAAUAAAUUGUCUAAACGCACAGUUGCAGGCUCCCUUGGGAAAAUCCUGCUUUGCCCCAGGCUCCAAAAUCUCCUGGAUGAGUCAGCAAGUGAGAAAAUGUGCAAUCAGGUGUCUCUCACCCAUACUUUUCCUCCCUCCCUCCCGGAUUGGCUUGCUGUGCCUGACGGAUGGGCUGUAGAAUGGGGUCUGGCCACCUGGGCCACUGGAAUACAGCAAUCUUCCUUAAUAGCAUUUCAAGCCGUGCCUUCUCUGCAGAAAGCAUGUCGUUGGGGUCUGCUAAUACGGAAUGGAACUACAGGAACUGUAAACUUGAAGUCAUGCAAAAGUAUGAAAUGGAUGUCUUCAGCUCUUCUUAGGAAUAUUUAAAUUACUGUCAUAAUUCAGUGUAAGCUAUGGACCGUGUGUCCCACUAGGAGGUCAAGAGAACCUCCACAGCCUUUCUGAUGAAGAACCUGUUUUCGAGUACUUGUUGCAGAUACAGAAGAAUAGCCGAGUUCUGCCACUCUAAGCUGUUGUGGAUUUUCCUGUCUCCAUAAACCACUCCCACUCCCCUGCCCCCAGCGUGUUUGUGAGUUUAAAGUUGAUUUGUAGCAAAUGCCUACUUCGGAGUUCUUUGUGGAUUGUUUUAGACUUUAUUUUAUCUUUUAGCUGCCAUUUAAGCAUUCCUGUGGCACCCAUCACCAUUUCAGUUUGUUUACUUUGAAGCGGUUUUUGCUAAUUCAGAUUAUUUAAGCAGAGGUAGGGAACCUCUCUGAUCGGAGCAUCUAGCGUGUGAGUGGGCCUGAGGUUUAACAGCCUUUGCGGCUUCCUUUCCCGGAGGGGGGCCGGGAGCCAGGCAGGCCUGGAGCUCGCUGGCCCUGGUGGCCCAUCCGAAAGGGGAACCGGGUCGGGAGACGUGGCAGGCCCAAGGGACAGCAGGCGGGGGCCGUGGGCCCUGGCCUCCCGGCGCCCCCGGCCCAGGCUCUCUUACACCGCACUCAGGGAGACCGCCCCUCAGGAUGGGGUCGGAUGGGAGGAAGACGCCCCGUGCGGGGUGGCAUCCCGUAGCGGCUUUUGCUCUCGCUGGUGAGGGCAGGGAGCGCCCACUUUGCGGGGCGCCGUGGUACCCCGGCCAGAGCCCGCCCCCCCUCUGAAGGAGCAAGGUGGCCCAAGGGGAGCGCGGGCGUGGAAGACGAAGCGGGGGAGCGCCAGGGUGCCCCCCGCCUCGCCCUGCAGGAGUGCUGUCCCCCGCGGAGGCCUUUGCGUUGGCGGGGGGAGGUGGCCCUUCCCCACCGGGAAUGCGCCCUGGUACCUCGUCCAUUCCUUGGGUGCUGAAGCCCGCGGGGUGAGGGAGCCUUAGGGACAACGAGCCCCAGCGCGAACAGAGCCCGGAGUGCUCUGUGCCCCGCCCGGCGGCAGGCGCGCGAUUCGCGUGCGGAACCGAGUUCAAACUACCCCUUAGGAAACACGCAAAACGGAAAACCACGAGCCCCCGGCCCGUUCACUCCAGGUAGAUUUCCACAAUAUGCAAAGUGGUGGUGGGGUCAGAACCGUGACACCAGCACUUUAAACGAUUCGUGUGGGUAUGCGUGGGUGUGUGUGUGGGAAGAAAACAAAGGUGCAGAUGACCGUCCUUUCCCCUCUGCCUCCAGCCCGGCCUCCUCCCGCACACACUGGACUUGGUACAAAUGUGGUCCGAGAUGACGACGCUGCGGGGCGGGGGGAGGGGAGCUUUGUGUCAAGUGCCUACUGGAAAUGCACUGUGGGGUUUUUUUCCUGUAUGGGAAACCGUUUAUGCCAAGCUUUUCCCCAUUUCCCAUAUUUAUCUCAUCCGGUUAGCUGCCUCUGCUUCCAGCCUUGUGUAAUUCUCUGCCAGCUGCACAAAGCUGAUUUUUUUUUUUUCCAAAGUCUAAAGACUGAGCUCACCUGGCUAGGUGGUUGUGUGUUUUGUUGAGUUUCUCGUUAAACCUUUCGUAAUGUAAUGCCGUAUUUAUUGUUUUAAAAUGAAAGGAAUACUAAUAAGUCUUAAAAGUUCCUUCGUGCAUAAGAUUUCUUCAGUUAAUGGGCGUUAACUGGUGGAUAUUCAUGCAGUGUCCAUACUGUGUUCUGUCUGCAUUAGUCAUUUUCUUUUUGACAAAGUGGAUUAGUUCCCCAGUAUUUGUGUUCCUUUAAGUCAAAGUAUGCCGGUUUCCUGGUACCAUUGAGUUGCUGCUAUUAAAAGCUCACACAUGAAAUGGCUAAAAGUUACAAGUGUGCGAAUUAUGACUGCGUGAGCCUUAGAAAAUAAACUGUAUAAAGGGCAACACAUGAGCUGUCAAACAGUGUUAAGGUGUGUGUUUAUAUGUACAGAUGUGUGCAUAGCAAUUGUUCUAUUUAAGUUGACAUGUAGUCUACUCACCUUUUCAUUAGCAAUUUUGUACAAAGAUAGCAAUUAAUUUGUAAACACUGCCAGAAUAUUUUCUAGCUGGUUUGUAAUUUUUUAAGAGUGUUAUAUUUUGUUUUUGUUGUUUUGUUGUGGUUCUUGUUUCCAUUUUUGUUUCAAGUGUAGAUCUGUAAAUAAAAUUGCAGUAUUUAAAGCUUUCAGGAAAAAGAAGUCAGAACUCAGCGUGUGCAUGACAACUCGUGUGUGUGAGAGGAGGGAUUUGAAGGGGAGGAUGCCUUGUAGAGUGAGUCAGGUGGCAAGUGUCAGAUUGUGGGAAUUUCUUUUCCUAUGGGGUACGUGAUUUUAUCAAAGGGAAAUAUUUCUCCCAAAAUUGGGAGAAGGCAAACUACUAAUCAGUUUAGCUUUGUGUGUUGUAUGCUAGUUUAAAAAAGAAAAUGUGUAAUAUAAUGUAAAAAAAAAAAGCUUUUAUGAUGGAUUUUGUAAAUAGAUUUGUUACAGGGUAACCUGUUCUCUAGCUGUGAUCUUACCACUUCAAAUGGGUGUAAUUUGAAUAAAUUUUGUAUGGUAAUGGAUCAAUAAAAUGAUUUUUUUUUUUAAGA